Cyanistes caeruleus (blue tit) is the source of this 1730-nucleotide messenger RNA. RefSeq names its product proline rich mitotic checkpoint control factor (gene PRCC). NCBI's taxonomy places the organism in Eukaryota, Metazoa, Chordata, Aves, Passeriformes, Paridae. Gene Ontology annotation, cellular component: nucleus. The record is from RefSeq and is a predicted model, not a curated record.
AUGGAAGGCAGGGAGAGCUCCCCUGACCCCCGGCCCGUGUCCCGCAGUGCCGCUGCACCGGGGACACACCGGGAGCUGCAGUCCCAGCUCAGGGCUCGGUUUGGCAAUGAAUCCACUGGCCUGGCGGGGUCCGGCGUCGCUACAGCGCGGGCAGCAGGGCGCUGCCGGCAGCCAUUACCGGGAGCGCGGAGCCGCUGCCGUCGCUUUGNGGGUUUGGGCCUCCCCAAGCCAAAGAAGAGGACGGAGCCGGUGCGGAUCGCGGCGCCCGAGCUGCACAAGGGGGAUUCAGAUUCAGAGGAAGAUGAACCAGCAAAGAAAAAAAAUACUCUUCAGGGACGCAGCGAGGGCUCCGGCUUGUCCGCUUUGCUUCCUCAGCCCAAAAACAUGACAGUGAAAGAGACCAAUCGGUUACUCCUGCCCUACGCAUUCUCCAGGAAAGCAGGAGAAAACGCCUCCGACUCCAAGCCUGCCAAGACCCCAAGCUCUUCCUCCAAAGCCAAACCCGUGCCCAAGCCGGCCGUGCCCACAACUCCGUCCCCAUCGGCGAUCAAAGCCGCGGCCAAGAGCGCAGCACUGCAGGUAACCAAACAGAUCACCCAGGAGGAGGAGGACAGCGACGAGGAGGUGCAGCCAGAGAACUACUUCUCCUUGUCCGACAGGAGCGAGCCCAGUGCCGCGGGCACCGAGCCCUACCUGUACCCCGGCACGGGGGGGUCGGAGGACCCUCCGCCCGGGACAGAGCCGGAGCCCCAGUUCCAGGAUGCGGCUGCUAACGCCCCUCUGGAGUUCAAGACGGGUGCGGGCUCCAGCGGAGUUCAGCACAGCUGGGCACCCAAACCUGGCGAGGACUAUGGCAGCCACUCCUAUGGCCAGUUCCCCCCUGCCUACGGCGAGCCUGGGGGCUACUACCAGGAUUACUACAGCAGUGGGUACUACCCAGAGGUGGAACCAGCCCAGGCCCCGCCGCAGGAGACGAGCACCGACUCAUCGUUCAUCGAUGACGAAGCGUUCAAGCGUCUGCAAGGCAAGCGGAAUCGUGGGAGGGAAGAGAUCAACUUUGUGGACAUCAAAGGUGACGACCAGCUGAGUGGGGCCCAGCAGUGGCUGACCAAAUCCUUGACAGAGGAGAAGACCAUGAAGUCAUUCAGCAAGAAAAAAGGAGAUCAGCCCACAGGGCAGCAAAGGAGAAAACACCAGAUCACGUACCUGAUCCAUCAGGCCAAGGAGAGAGAACUGGAACUGAAAAACACAUGGUCUGAAAACAAGCUCAGCAGACGGCAGACCCAAGCCAAAUACGGAUUCUGACACAUCUGUCCCGCUUUUUGGCUGGCAUCCCGGGUGACCUGCUGUGUCUGGUGUGUCCCGGCCUCUGGGAGAUCAGCCAGGCCCCAGGACGGGGCUGCUCGUGGGAGGAAGGACUCUGCACUCCCUGGCCUGACAGGAAGAGGGGUCAUUGCAAGCUGGUCCCGAAACUCCACCUGUAAUCCUUCCCCUUCCUCUUUGUAAACGAUAGCGUGGAAGGUUCCGAUCGGCCGAGGACGGUCCCAAGGCACGGCAGGGAACGUGCUGGGUGUGAGGCUCCUGUCCUGAGGGAACAGGCUGUGCCUCCUGACGCCAGACCCUUCAGCAGAGGCUCAAUAAACUCCCAAUUCCCACUUUGCUCCUCUCUUGGACUUGCUGUGCAUUGAGAAUGUCAUUUUCCUUUCUAAAACACGGUGAGUUCCAAGAGC